Molecule: messenger RNA, 1535 nt
Organism: Lytechinus variegatus (green sea urchin)
Lineage: Eukaryota; Metazoa; Echinodermata; Echinoidea; Temnopleuroida; Toxopneustidae
Product: snaclec 27-like
Exons: 2
Coding region: 314-805 (163 amino acids)
Molecular function (GO): signaling receptor activity
Source: RefSeq, a predicted model, not a curated record
GGGAUCAAUUUCCCUGAUGUACGUCAUCAUGAACCUCUAGUUUCGCCCUCAAUUUCCAUGUUCCCUUUGAUAACAAGCCAGGCCUCGUACUCAACAACCCAAUCUAACUCUCACAGCACCACCCUCAACUCUAGCCCCAUUUUGAGUCGCUUUAACACCCUUGUGCCCCACCUGUGCAAACUCAUACCUUAGUGCAACACAUACGUUGGUCCAUUGACUUUGUCCAUCUCGUAACAAUUCCAAAGGAGGAUUCCCAACAUCUUAUCAGACUUUUUGUCGCUCGACACCGCCGGGAGAAGUUAACCUCAUCACUAUGCUACGAUUAAUGUGCCUUGCCGCCCUGGCCCUAGCGGUCACUGCAUGUCCGGUUGGGUGGCACCAAUCCGGUAGAUCUUGCUACAAGGUAUCCCAGGUGUUCGCUACCUAUAACGAUGCGGUAAGAAGAUGUGCACAGUUUAGUUCCUGUGAGACCGGAUUCGGGGGACACCUGGUGUCCAUCACGACCGACUUUGAGAACCAACAGGUUCUGGACAUCCUGAACUACAACCAGAUGGCCCGGAAUGAGACCUGGCUCGGUCUAAGGACCUUCAAUGGCCCAGUCGUCUGGGCAAGUGGCGAACCCCUCAAUCCACGACUCACCAACCCAUGGCAUGCUGGUAAUCCCGUACGAGGACCCAAUAUGUGCACUGUAGCCUUCCAAAACAGAUGGGCAACAAGGAAUUGUAACAUGAGGAGACAGUUCAUCUGUGAGAUGGGCGGCGAAGCUCCCCCUCCCGCCUUUUUAGUCAACCAAGAAACACCAUAAAUUUACCGCGGGACAUCAUCUUCUUCAUCAUCACACACCGGGCCCGUUUUCCUCGUAUCCGAUGGACUCUAUAAGCCUUCCGAAGGACUUGAAUGGGAGCCAGUAAAUAAAAAACUGUUUGUACUUUAUAAGACCGGUCAAAAAAUUAUAUACUGUUUGGGGUUGAUAAACCGGCCAUUCCUUAACGCAAACAUGAUACAAGUGAUUCUGUGCCAAUCUCUUCACUGUAAAAUAAAUAGUUUUCUACCUUUACGUACCUUUUCUAUCUAUGUUUUUUUGUAAUGUCUUGUUUCCGUCAUUCUUUUUUAUUUUUGAAGGAAACAACGCCUCAAGUAAUAAUUGUAAAUUUGAUUUUAGUAGCACAUGUAUCUUGCCGGGUUUUUUUUAAAUAUAGUUUUCUUGUCAUUUCUGGGAAAUAUGUAUUUACGAUCAACGCAAUUACAGUGUGUUCCUUUUUAAUCUAUCUUUGACUGGGUAAUUGUCUAAAUAAGAGUGUUCAUGAGAAACAAAUGAUAAAAUACCGAUUUGAGGUAAUUGACACCUCAUCAAAUAAUACAAAACAAAUAUUACAAUUUUCGUUGGAAGCUGGGUUUCGGAAUUUUCAUUUUGUUGGGUUCCUUAUUUUAGAAAAUACAAAUUUAUAAUAGACUGUUUAUAGAAAGACUGUAUAUUUGGUCGUUUUGAUAUAUGUUUUUAUCUGUUUUAUAUUAAUAAAAUGAUUUCGAUUUUA